Molecule: messenger RNA, 1284 nt
Organism: Pezoporus occidentalis (night parrot)
Lineage: Eukaryota; Metazoa; Chordata; Aves; Psittaciformes; Psittacidae
Product: ubiquitin-like modifier-activating enzyme 1
Exons: 10
Biological process (GO): protein ubiquitination; ubiquitin-dependent protein catabolic process; DNA damage response
Cellular component (GO): cytoplasm; nucleus
Molecular function (GO): ubiquitin activating enzyme activity
Source: RefSeq, a predicted model, not a curated record
CUGACCCACACCCCACACCCCCCCCAUUCUUCACAGUGGGCACGGGAUGAGUUCGAGGGACUCUUCAAGCAGCCGGCAGAGAACGUGAACCAGUAUCUGAUGGACCCCCGCUUCCUGGAGCGGACGCUGCGCCUGGCGGGGACGCAGCCUCUGGAGGUGCUGGAGGCCGUGGAGCGGAGCCUGGUCACGGACCGGCCCCGGGACUGGCCCGACUGCGUGGCCUGGGCCUGCAGGCACUGGCACCGCCAGUACAGCAACAACAUCCGGCAGCUGCUGCACAACUUCCCCCCGGGACAGAAAACGAACUCGGGGACCCUCUUCUGGUCGGGACCCAAGCGCUGCCCCCACCCAUUGGUCUUCGACCCCGACAACCCCCUGCACCUUGACUACGUGGUGGCGGCCGCCAACCUCUUUGCUCAGAGCUAUGGGCUGGGGGGCAGCCGGGACCGUGGGGCCGUGGCCGCGCUCCUGCGCCACGUGCGGGUCCCCCCCUUCGCCCCCAAAGCCGGGGUCCGGAUCCACGUGUCCGACCAGGAGCUGCAGAGCGCCGCGGCCAGCAUGGAUGACGGGCGCCUGGAGGAGCUGAAGGCGUCGCUGCCCAGCCCCGAGGAGCUGCGCGGGUUCCGCAUGUACCCCAUUGACUUCGAGAAGGACGAUGACACCAACUUCCACAUGGAUUUCAUCGUGGCUGCUUCCAACCUGCGGGCGGAGAACUACGACAUCCCCCCGGCCGACCGCCACAAGAGCAAGCUGAUCGCGGGUAAGAUCAUCCCGGCCAUCGCCACGACCACGGCGGCGGUUGUGGGGCUGGGCUGCCUGGAGCUGCUCAAGCUGGUGCAGGGCCAGCGCCGCCUGGGCUCCUACAAGAACGCCUUCCUCAACCUCGCCCUGCCCUUCCUCGCCUUCUCCGAGCCCAUCGCCUGCCCCCGCAACAAGUACUACGAGGUGGAGUGGACGCUGUGGGACCGCUUCGAGGUGCAGGGGCUGCAGCCGGACGGGCAGGAGAUGACCCUGCGCCAGUUCCUCGCCUACUUCAAGCGCGAGCAUCGCCUGGAGAUCACGAUGCUGUCGCAGGGGGUCUCCAUGCUCUACUCCUUCUUCAUGCCCCCCGCCAAGCUGCGCGAGCGCCACGACCAACCGAUGACGGAGAUCGUGGCGCGGGUCUCCAAGAAGCGCCUGGGCCGCCACGUCAAGGCCUUGGUCUUCGAGCUCUGCUGCAACGACGACAGCGACGCCGACAUCGAGGUGCCCUACGUGCGCUACAGCAUCCGCUAGGCCACGCCC